Messenger RNA from Macrobrachium nipponense, 534 nucleotides. Its product is annotated as U1 small nuclear ribonucleoprotein 70 kDa-like. The transcript has 4 exons. The record is from RefSeq and is a predicted model, not a curated record. Bases 1 to 534 code for a protein of 177 amino acids. Lineage: Eukaryota; Metazoa; Arthropoda; Malacostraca; Decapoda; Palaemonidae.
AUGCGCGUCACGUGUGGUAGCCAUGCUUGCCACGGCUGCAGGGUGCCCGGGGCGGGGUGUAUGAAAAUCCCCCGCGGUUCCAAGACACCCAGUAAUCUUCCUCAGUCAAAAGUGACUCCUAAAGCAAGGCGGACGCGCCUCUUCUCUCCUCCUCUGACGGAUGUCAGCCCUCUGUCCCAAACGCUGGUGGGACUAUCUUCAGAGCACGACACAUGUCCAAGCCCCCCUCCAAGCCAGGACGGGGAGAGAAAAUCAAUCAGUCCAGACCGCCUCCAUCAGCCCCCAGGAGCUGUCAGAACCUCCAAAAGGCACCGAAUAAAAGAGCAGAGCUGUCCGUCAGAGCCGUCACGGCAUGAUGAGAGAUCAGAAGGGAAGAAGACGAGGAGGAGGAGGAGGAGGAGGAGGAGGAGGAGGAGGAGGAGGGAGGAGGAGGAGGAAAAGGCGGAGGAAGAGGAGGAGGAAGAGGAGGAGAAGGAAAAAGGAGGAGGAAGCGGUGGAGGGGAGGAAAGAGGAGGAGGAGGAGGAGGAGAAUAG